CAUUAUGAAUCUAAUAGAAUGUUUUGAGUUUAUAUCUAUGAUUUUAUUUUAUUUUAUUUUAUUUUAUUUUGAUUUUUGUUUUAAAAAUAUAUAUUUAUUAUAUAUAUAUAUAAACGUGUGGAUCUGGUCCCCCGGAUCCCCGUCUGGGUAUCCAAAUGCCCAAUUAAAUAAACCGCAACCGCACUAAUUCUCUCGUCUCCAUCUCCAGUAUCCUCCCUCUCUCCCAACGCCCAUGGCCAUGCCCUCGAAGUCACCCAUCAAUGUCCCACCUCCACAGGGAUCCUACGCCCCCACCGUGCCACAUCCUCCGGUUAAACCCGAAAUUUCCUCCACCUCUACUACCGGUGUGACCAAUCCUCGUCCACCGCCACCACCUCCCUCCUCCGACGCUGACGUCAUUCACGUCCCCAGCUACUCCCGGUGGUUUUCAUGGAACGCCACACAUGAAUGUGAGGUACGGUUCCUCCCGGAGUUCUUCGAUUCGCGGUCGCCUUCAAAGAACCCUAGGGUUUACAGGUAUUACCGGAACUCCAUAAUCAAGCUCUUCAGGGAGAAUCCUGCCAGGAAGCUUACAUUCACCGAGGCCAGGAAGACGCUGGUUGGGGAUGUAGGAUCAAUUCGUAGGAUUUUUGAUUUCUUGGAGGCAUGGGGUUUGAUAAAUUACUCUCCUUCGGCUUUGAACAAGCCAUUGAGAUGGGAGGAGAAGGAGACUAAGGGGCAAAGCAGUGGGGCCGCUGGUGAUGUAGGAGUCGCUUCCUUUGAUUCUUCUUCCCAGGUGAACAGGGAGAGUACCAAGAGGCUGUGUAGUGGAUGCAAGUCCGUAUGCAGCAUUGCUUGCUUUGCUUGUGAUAAGUAUGACUUAACUCUGUGUGCACGGUGCUAUGUACGUGGCAACUAUCGUGUUGGUGUCAAUUCUUCAGAUUUCAGGCGUGUUGAGAUCAGUGAAGAAACUAAGGCAGAUUGGACGGAAAAAGACACCUUAUUACUGCUGGAAGCCGUUGUGCAUUUUGGUGAUGACUGGAGAAGAGUUGCGCAUCACGUUGGUGGUAGAAGUGAGAAAGACUGUGUCAAUCAUUUUAUUAAGCUUCCAUUUGGGGAGGAAUUUUCUGGUUACUUAGACUCAGGGAAGAUGGAUAACAAGUGUCACCAAAUGAAGGACCAACGUACCGCUGAAUCUGGAUUGGAAAGUAUUGGUGUAUCAUCUCCAAGUAAGAGAAUGCGUCUUACACCACUUGCAGAUGCUAGCAACCCAAUAAUGGCCCAGGCUGCUUUUCUGUCAGCUUUGGCGGGUGUAGAGGUUGCUGAAGCUGCUGCUCGAGCAGCUUUGACCGCUGCGUCUGGAACAGACUCUAAAACUGGUGUAGGGGUCCCUGGUAUACUGGCCAGGAACACUAGACAGCAAGCCGAUAUUGCAUCUAACGGGGACACAUCUCCAACUACGAUGGGGGGAGCUAGUGUAGAAGCAAAAUCAAUGCUUGAGAAGGAAGAGCAAGAUCUGGAGAGAGCAAUUUCAGGAAUUGUAGAAGUGGAGAUGAAAGAGAUUCAAGAUAAGAUUGUUCGUUUUGAGGAGUUGGAUUUGCAGAUGGAAAAAGAAAGGCAACAACUAGAGCAAAUGAAGAACCAGCUCUUUGCUGAUAAACUUAGCCUUUUAUUUCCCACAAGUUCUUCCCCAAAUGCUGGAGAAGUAUUGGUGGAUAGUUUAAGAACAGAUUAACAGAUUAAUGAUUCCAAAUUCUUCUAUUUGUAUAUUUGUCAGAUGCCCAUUGGUAUUUAUCUCUAAUUCUCUAGGAUUGUGCGAAGAGUCACCCUCGAUAUUUGUUGAGUUCAUGCCUAAAUGUCUAAUUUCGUACAUGCCUGACAUUCUGCUAAGAAGCCCCUCUCUGA
Molecule: messenger RNA, 1884 nt
Organism: Tripterygium wilfordii
Lineage: Eukaryota; Viridiplantae; Streptophyta; Magnoliopsida; Celastrales; Celastraceae
Product: SWI/SNF complex subunit SWI3B
Exons: 6
Coding region: 233-1714 (493 amino acids)
Molecular function (GO): protein binding
Source: RefSeq, a predicted model, not a curated record